AUGCGGACUAUAACUCAACGUUGUACCCAAAUCGUUGAAUUGGAGCUAGAUCUUGAGGAAUUCGUCCGUCCAGACCACCUGGAGUAUAUACAGGCACGUCGCGAAGCGUUGUCUUCUUUAGUCGAUUCUAUUCCGAAGAGCCUAAGAGUGCUACUCUAUCAAGGACAUGAUGAUGCCCCGUGGAAACCGGCCAUGUCCCCACUCAAUGUCAUCCCUUCUGGUGUUGAUAGUGUGAGCUCCAAUUUACGAGAUCUCAGUAUUUACCUUCAGCAACUGAAGUUGGUGAACACCACUAUCGCAUAUGACUUUUUGUGUCCUUUGGAUGAAAAAGGUCAGCCUAAACCGGGUUCUUUGCAGUUGAACUGGCCCUACCUAGAGGUAUUAGAACUUGAGGGUAUACCACCUUGGCUUCCUUUAGGAGAACCAACUUAUCAUAACACACCGGAAGACCAAAGCGAAAUCGACGAGAUUGAAAAUUGGGAAGACGUGAUAUGCGAUGUCGAAGCGGGAUGGGGCUGGCCGGAAUUACCGACUGAAGAACAUUUCCAUCGACUUCUCAUAUCGCUCGGCUAUGCGGCCCAGCGCAUGCCCCGUUUAAAGAACGUGAAAAUUGAGGUGGAGAGCCAUCGCCAGUUUACCUUCUGUCUCCAGAACAAGGCCGACCAGAUUAUCUUGAAAUGA
Molecule: messenger RNA, 681 nt
Organism: Penicillium vulpinum
Lineage: Eukaryota; Fungi; Ascomycota; Eurotiomycetes; Eurotiales; Aspergillaceae
Exons: 3
Coding region: 1-681 (226 amino acids)
Source: RefSeq, a predicted model, not a curated record